Messenger RNA from Sinocyclocheilus anshuiensis, 1261 nucleotides. Its product is annotated as mediator of RNA polymerase II transcription subunit 30-like. Bases 137 to 715 code for a protein of 192 amino acids. Gene Ontology annotation, biological process: positive regulation of DNA-templated transcription. The record is from RefSeq and is a predicted model, not a curated record. The transcript has 5 exons. Gene Ontology annotation, molecular function: transcription coregulator activity. Gene Ontology annotation, cellular component: mediator complex. NCBI's taxonomy places the organism in Eukaryota, Metazoa, Chordata, Actinopteri, Cypriniformes, Cyprinidae.
GCUAAUGCUCCUCUGUUUGAAAUCAAGUGUGAGCGAGUGGAGUAGUCCCGCAUUUAUUUAGCAAUUAUUACUGUUAUCCACCAGAAGUAAACUACUUACGGACCAGGAGCAACACUAUACAAUAACAAUAAGCGCAAUGUCUGCUCCACUCCCGCAGAAGGGACUUGGUCCGGGUAUGCCUGUCAUGCCCCCUCAGCAGCAGCAGCAGCCGCAGACACACAUGCCUCCUGGUCUUUCGCAGCCCGGGAUGCCCCCACAAGGUGCCCUGCGGGAAAUUUCUCCCGUUUACCUGUGCCGCAUCGGUCAGGAGACUGUCCAGGACAUCGUCACACGCACUAUGGAGAUCUUCCAGAUCGCACGGGCCACUCAGCUUCCCAACGGUGUGACACAGAGUCAGGCAGCAUAUCAGGACCGCUUUGGGAAGCUGCAGGAGCAUCUGCGUCAGCUGACACUGCUCUUCCGUAAGCUGCGUCUGCUAUAUGAACGCUGUGUAGAAAUGACACCUGACUUCCAGGAGUCUCCAGCUGAGCUGGUUCCUUAUGUGGGGGAAGAGACGACACCUGUGAGAGUGGAGCCGUGCAGCCCAGCUGUUAUUCAGGAGAGACAGGAGGUUCUAGAGAAAGUGAGGAAGAAGAACCAGGAAAUGAAGGUGCUAAUGGACCAGAUGAGGAACCUCCUGUGGGACGUCAAUGCCAUGCUCACCAUGCGAAAAUGACAGCUUCCUAGUAAACAUCUGACCAUCUUCCGUCAGCCCUCAUCUCUCACACGUUCAGGUGCUUUCACACGGAUAGCAGUGUUCGGCAGACUGCCUUUCAUUCACUGCUCGUGCAAAUGCCACAUAAUAUUUCAUCUUGACAAAUGAGAUCAGGCUUGGCAGCUCUUUGUGGUCCUGCCUAAUUUACAGUGUUAAAUCCCAAUGCUCUGAUUAAUAACUGCUUCAUCAAAGCACUGAUUUAGCAUCAGAAACAGGAAGUAAUGUGAAAGCCAUGCAGAUGAUGUAAGCUAGCCGUGUUGUUGGCAUGAUAAAUGAGCACUGCGGACUAAGCUUUGUGAAUAAUAGUGCCUACUAUGAUCUUUUGUGCAUUCAUUGAACUGUGUGAUGUGUUUCACACUGUUGCUCCUCAGCAAAUAUGUACUCGGGUAGAGUGUGUGUUUCCCUGAGCUCUGCAUUACACUUCUGAUAUCUGCCUUCUAGGGAAAGGAUCGUCUGAAAAAAAAAAAACCUGAAUGAAUCGCAGGAUGAUUGUUUUUGUAAACUAAA